AAAAAAGAGAUUUUAGUGAAGUAGUAAAACAGACAACCCUACUGAAGCUGGAAUUUUCCAUGCUUUUCUCAGCGUGGAAGCCAACCACAAUGGUCUUCCCGUACCAUUUCCUUGUAAUCAUUACAAUAAUAAUAAUCAUAAUAUUUCAUUUUCUCUUUCCUUUUUUUUCCUUCUAUAUAUUUACCUCUUCUUUUGCAUGACAUAUUCAAUCAUACGUUAAAUUAUAUCCUCCCUAAUAACAUUAUUCUUCCUUCAACCUUACUCCUUGCUCUCCUCUCAUCUUCAUCUUAUCAAUCUCAUCGAGUUCGUCGAUCGAUAGUUCGACCAUUAGCCACUAAUAAUCAUCUCACAUUAACGAACUCUCGAUUGAUACUUCGAGUAUUAGAUACAUGUCUAUGGAUUGUUCGAGCUUACAACGGCACCAGGAAGCAAUGGCCUCACAAUCGCUAGACAGCAUGUUGAUGUGCACAAAACCCGAAAACGGCAGCCAACAAUCUCAACAAGAGAAGAAACCAAGGCCAGCAGAUGAGCAAGCAAUGAAAUGUCCUAGAUGUGAUUCAACAAACACCAAAUUUUGUUACUACAACAAUUACAGCCUCACUCAACCAAGGUACUUUUGCAAGUCUUGUAGAAGGUAUUGGACAAAAGGCGGUACCCUAAGGAAUGUACCGGUUGGAGGAGGGUGUAGGAGGAACAAAAGAUCUUCAUCAAUGUCGAAACGAGGUACUAGCUCAUCGGAUUGUCACCUCCAAGUACCCGAACUCAUGAUCACAAACCCGACUUCUUCAUCGUCGCAAAGCUUGCUCUCACCCUUAUGCUCCUAUGAUCAAACCCUAGCUCUUGCUCAUCAGGGAAACCUUUCUAUUUUGGGAAACCAUGGGAAUGGUCAUUUUGACCUUUUUGGUAACCCUAGUGGUAAUAAUAAUAAUAGCAACUUUCUUGAUACACUAAGAAGUGGUCUCAUUGAGAAUAAUAGUAACCACUUCUUGUACUAUGGUCAUGAAGGAAAUGGUGCCAAUUUCAGGGAUGUCCGAGGGACAAACAAUAAUGUUGAUGUUCAUCAUAGCCAUGAGGAUCGUCAUGAACUUGCUAUGAAUUUUGUUAGUCAUAGCAAUAAUCGCGACAUUAUGAGUAAUGCUUCUUCGGGUUCUUCAACACCCGAAAUUAAGCAUGAAUUUGGUGGUGACAACAAAAUCUUAUGGGGUCUUCCUUGGCAACUUAAUGGUGAAAGGAAUUACAUGAUGAAUGGUGGAAACAUCAAUGAGAUUGAUACACUCAAAGAAAGCUGGAAUAGUGCUAUUGUUGGUUCUACUUGGAACAAUCUUCUUAAUAGUCCUUUAAUGUAGUUCUUAGAUUUUUAUAAACUUAAAUUAUAACUUGAUAUUUUGGAGAGCUAAAAGGAGAGGAACUCAUAUUUUUAGUUUCUCUCUUGCUAAUAUGGGUGAUUUUUUUUUCUUUAGUCGCUUCACUAAAUACUUAGUCUUUGGUUUUUUAACUUCUUUUGGAAUACCUUAGUUUUGUCUAGGGGUUUUUUUGUUGGAUUGUCUUGGUUGGUAAGCUAAGGUGAUGUAAUGAAGUUCAAGAUUUAUAUUCUAAUUAAUGUUGCAAGUAUUUCUUUGCCACUUUA
This is a messenger RNA of Chenopodium quinoa (quinoa), 1627 nucleotides long. RefSeq names its product dof zinc finger protein DOF2.1-like. The record is from RefSeq and is a predicted model, not a curated record. The coding region runs from base 390 to 1346 and encodes 318 amino acids. The transcript is spliced from 2 exons. Gene Ontology annotation, biological process: regulation of DNA-templated transcription. Lineage: Eukaryota; Viridiplantae; Streptophyta; Magnoliopsida; Caryophyllales; Amaranthaceae. Gene Ontology annotation, molecular function: DNA binding; DNA-binding transcription factor activity.